AUGAUCCAGCUACCAGCAGAUGUGCUGUACCUGGUCUGCGAAGAGCUGUCCAAGUUGGCCGACUUCAACACGCUAUUCCAUUGUGCCUUGGCAAGCAAGGCCCUGGGCAAGCCAGCGCUCCUUUGGAUGUACAGAAUUCACAAUCAAUCGACCAUCAUCAGCAGCGAAGGCAAUGAUGCCGACCUCACUCGAAAUGCAACCUUUGAGGGUCGGUUAGACGCGCAGAAGAUCACCCUUUUCAAGUGGAUGUUGCUCUGGAAGUCUAUUAUCAGGUCGAGUCUUGGCUCUAAAACUACAGCCUACCCUUACUGUCUCUAUAUCCGAUCUCUUGACCUGAGAAACUUGGCCGAGCUUCUCGAGGAGCUUCCUUUCCGGAGCGCCCAAGACGAAUUCUUUUCAGAUGACAUGAAACAGUUCUUGAGACAAGUACCAAUGACGCUUAAGAUGAGAGGUUCCAAGGGAUCUAACAAGCGUCUUGAUAUUCCCAUGAUCCUAGAACUCGUGGGAGAAUCGAUUACCAGCUAUGUUAGCCACUCUGCGAGUAUGAAUCAUGCCACGGUUGCUCUUGAGGAUAUUUCAGGCAUCAUUGGUACAAUGGCCCUCGCAGCCUGGACUGCCCGCCUCUCGAAGUUGAAGAGCAUGACUCUGUGGGAUGGAGCUGUUUUGGAUCAAAGUGUCGCCGAGGCCAUCUCUGCGAAUUGUUUCGAUUUCGAUGACUUGACCUUCUUUACGUGUCUGAAAGGCGAUGUCGACCAUAAUAUAGCAUCCUUUUUCAGUGGUCUGCGGUCAAACACUCUGAAAUCAUUCACUGCUCUAAUCGCACAUGCCUUGGGACCAGAAACUCUCCUGUCAUUGAACAACCAUUCCCAAUCGCUGAAGAGGCUGAAGCUGGACGGGUUAAGAUCGGCCACUGUCAAGAAUCUGUCACUCCUCCAAGGGUGUGUUGCACUUGAGGCUAUAGAACUUACUGAUGCCGACGGGACGGUUGACUUAGAGGUCCCAGAAAACGAUAUCUUUCUGGAGGUCAUCGCGUGGUUAAGCAAUUGCAAUGGACUCCAAGAGCUGCUGCUGAGUAGGUUCGUUAGUGGACCCAAGAUCCUUACCCAAGUCUGCCUGAAAAACAACAUCCGGCUCAAGAAACUAAAAGUUGUCGACUACCCUUUGGCUGGCAACCAGGACUUCCAUCGAGCAUUAUCGCACCAAACCUCCCUCGAGUCCCUGGAAUUAAGAGCGGACCCCGAGACUGCGUUCCGAGACGAUAUCGACGUUCUGGUCUCCUCGGUCUCUGCUUUAAAAUCUCUCAAAUACUUAGAUCUCCUGAGCACUUCCGACUACUUCUCGACUACCGAGAUUCUGACCCUCGCCGAGCAUCUUCCGCUUCUGGAAGAGAUCUUCUUCAGCGGAUACGAUGUCACAGAUGCCCUUUGGCCGGGUGUAUCGCGUCUCCCCAACCUUCGCAGUCUCAACAUCCACGCCGUCACCUCAUUCUCCUUCAACGCCAUUCUGGACUACGUCUCAACACUCCAAGACACUAACCGAGGCCUGCUUUUGUCGAUCAUGAACCAGAAGCCCGAAAACGCCAUGAGCGAGCGCCAUGAACGAGCGAUCCGGCAGGCGAUCAAAAAUGAAGUGGACGGGAAGUUCGAGUUUACGCUUUUCAGGGAACCUGAUAGCGAGUCUGACAUGCUAUCUGACUGA
This is a messenger RNA of Drepanopeziza brunnea f. sp. 'multigermtubi' MB_m1, 1698 nucleotides long. RefSeq lists its product as uncharacterized. Lineage: Eukaryota; Fungi; Ascomycota; Leotiomycetes; Helotiales; Drepanopezizaceae. The record is from RefSeq and is a predicted model, not a curated record.